Jaminaea rosea is the source of this 439-nucleotide messenger RNA. RefSeq lists its product as hypothetical. NCBI's taxonomy places the organism in Eukaryota, Fungi, Basidiomycota, Exobasidiomycetes, Microstromatales. The transcript has a single exon. The record is from RefSeq and is a predicted model, not a curated record. Bases 65 to 331 code for a protein of 88 amino acids.
GUCGCAAAGAGGGCAAGGGCUCAUCAUCGGAGAGUCAGCGAAGCGUGAGAAUCGCAACAGCUUCAUGUGGCAAGCACCGGCGCAUCACUGCAACGACUCUCUGCUAUCUCUAUGCCCUUUGACGACCAAAAUAGCCGAGUCUGAGCACCAUCUGAUUGUGCCUCCGUGUGUCCAGCACAGCGCCAGAGCGCCUCAGCCAGAAAGUCGAUGCGGCUCGCAACGGAGACCUCGAGGCCAAUCAGGCGCGUUCUCACGUCUACGACGGCGAGAUUUGACGUCCGUCAGCCGCUCACGAUGCCCUUGCGCAGCCAAGUACUGCCGAGCAGAGUAGUGAGCGAUGCUGCCCAUGGGAAAAUCAGCUCGUUGUGUGCAAGACCGGGCUGAUGGGAAGAAGCUUUACGAUUGCAGGUACGGUCAGAUAGCAGUGACAAGACCGUGA